CGUCAGCGUGACGUUGACGUCCCGCUGACGCCCAGAUAAGGCGCUUGUCCUAAGAAACCAGACCUUAAGGCAUAUCUUUUGAAGCAUUUCAUAUAAUAUGAGUCACAUUUAAAAUUAAGAAAAAUUUUAAGAAACGAGCGUGAAAUAAAAUAAUUUUCUGAAUAUUGUAAAAUGUUUAUAAUAAUUUCAUAUUUAUUAAAAAAAACGGAAAUAAUUUACAUGGAUUGCAUUUUCGAUGAAAAAGUGGCGAACGGAUGGCGACUGAUAAACAAUUUUUAAUACCAAUUGUUUUAUUUUAUCACACGUGAUCAGUUGCUGCCAUUAAUUUAGCAUUAUACUGUAUAGGGCAACAAAGACCACCAAAUUUCCCCCAAAGAAUUUUUUUUUUAAUAUUCCCAAGGAUAGACUAGGAGUAAAAUUCUUUAAUAAUUUUAAUUUUCAAAAAUCUUCUAUUCCUGCUUUAAAAACGUCUGCAUUUAUCUUAAGAAAUUAUAGAAUUACAUAUGUUGGUAAAAAAUAUUGAUAUCUGUAAAAUGCAUAACAGGAGUCAAAUUUAUUCUGUUUCUAAAAAAAAUAUUUUGUUUUCUUUUUUUACUCUUAACGGUAGACACAAUUUUAAUCGUCGCCUAAACUUUUUUUGUCUUUAAUUUACAUGAGUUAGAAAUGUUACAGACAUGUAAACAUGGAGUGUAGCUGUAGAUCCUAGCUUUACGUUAGUUAACUAACGCAAAAAUUAAAUGCUCAUAAGUUGGAUAAGUAAAUUAUAGCUAAAACAAAAAGUUGUCUCACUCACCUCAACUGACACAAAUGUAGAAAGAGCUACAGACUUCACUUUAUUCAUGCUUAUUAUUAUUCAAUAUCUCAGGGUAAAGGGAUUUGGUUUUCUUACUUUUUUUGAACCGAAGGUAUAUUACAUUUUUAACUGUUAGUUCAUAAAUUAAAGAAACAAAUAUUAAAUUAGUCAUUUAUGCUUUUUAGGAUGAAGAUGUUUGUACACUUAUAAUAAAAAACAGUUUUUAAAUAAAAGAAAUUGAAGUCGUUUUUAAUAAAAGAAGAUGUCAAACACUAUUUUCUUACUGUGCCACUUAUGGCUGUAGAAAAACCAAUAUUUUUGUUAAAUUCAUUUAAGAAUGUAAAAUUUAUUAUACUGUAAAUGAUAUUUUGAAGAAAUUAAAGUAUAAAUAACUAAAAAAAUGACUUUUCUUUGAAUUAACUGGUUAAAGAAUGAAUCAGACCAUGGGCGCACUGUUAAAACUGGACAACUGUAUAAAAUAUACUUUAGAAAAAAAAAAUGCUUGCAAUUACUCUUUAGUUUCAAUUAAUGUUUUAUCUUAUUGUAAGAAAUGUCUAGUUAUAACACUUUCUUCUUUGUGAUACUUGGAUUAGUUACAAUGUUUUCUUCGCAACUAUAAAAAAUGUAUCGAUAAAUGAAAAUUGCAAAUUACUUAGUUUAAUUAAUAUACUAUUUAUCAAUAGGUUUUUGGAAAUUUCGUAUCGAAAUUCAAAUUUAUUCGUACUCAAUAGUUUAUACACUCUAAAAAAUCCAGGAGGAAAUUACGGUAAAAUUGGGUGAAAGUAUUUUUCACCUUGAAACUUGACGGAACAAAAAAUCUGAUAAAGAGUAUUUUUUUUAUAAACUGCAAUAUUUACUGAAAAAACACUGAACUGCGGUAAUUAAAGAAAUGUAACUGUAAAACUUAUGGUAUAAAAUUUUACUGUUAAAAUGGAUUUUACGGAUACUGCACCCAUAGUUCCAGUACUAUUUUGCCGUAAUUUUGCAUGAUAUUUUUGCCAAUGUCUCCAAGAAAACCAAUUACAGCCUCAACCAGAUGGCAUCUUCCAAUUCAAAAAUGCCUGGCCACCUACCUUUUUUAAAAACUUAUUAAAACUGCACCCAUUACCACAAUACCAGCAGAAAGUAUUAUCAAAACUAAUAAAGCACCAUUAGAAGCAAUACGACAAGUUUACGCGGUUUCACGAAGCGAAUAAGUGCCAUCAAUUUUGCUUCUUAUUGCGUAAUUAGUUUUUAUUUUUAAUUCAGUUACCGUUGAUUUUGAAUUACUUAGUUUUAUUGAAAUACGUUUCAAAGCGUAAUCAUGUGCGAAAAUUAAACACCCAGUUUCAGACAAUUUUAAAAAGGUUAAUUUGAUGCCGUAGCUACAACGAUCACGUUGAUCAUUGAGCUUAGCUGAUAUAACGAGCAAUAAACUCUUUUCAUGAUUAAAUAAAGUUAUAAUUUAGCUGUACGGAAUUCGUAUCUACCAACCAUUGCUGGGAUCCGCACCCAAAUUAGAAAGCUCUAUCCCCGCAGCCACUAUGGCUCAGAGACUAGCAUUGGCUAAAUGCAACAUAUGUGCAAGCAAAAUUAGCUCACAUCAUCCAACUGUAGUCAAUAUUCCAUCUUUUAACGGCCAUGGUAGCAAAUUUAGAGCACAUAAUGUAAAAAAAAAUUAAUCGCACGAAAAAAAAAUUUUUAAACUGAAAAAAAAAAUUUUAAUUAAAAAUUUCCUGCACUUUGAAAUAAAUGGUUUAAUAAAAUAAUCGAAAUUUAAACGAUGGAAUAAGUACCUAUACGUAAUUAGAAUUUUCGGAAAUUGAGAAUUUAUCGAUUAUAUAUUUCUUGUUUUUUAAAUUCUUUAUUUUUCGUGAUUCCUGAUAGUUAAGGAACAUUAUUUACAAUUUUUUUUAAAUUAUCACUUUUCUAUUGCUUAUGUAUCUGAAGAUUGGGAAUCAAUUUUUUAAGGAUCUAAAACUAAUAUUAAUUGAAUUGAACCGAAAAAUUAAUCAACUGUUUUUCCUCUCUAACUUCUCCUUCAUACUUUAAGCUUAUUCUCUAAAUUUGUGAUGAAAAAAAUUAUAUUCAGAUGCUAUGAUAAUUUUUAUUUUUGAAAUAUGAGAUAUAAAAUAAUCUGCAGGGCCAGCUGCCAUGCUGGAAGGUUUUUCUACGAAGUCUCAUUUUAGAAUUUUUCAAAAAAUCAUGAAUUUUUAUUCCUUGAUGAAAGAUAGAUUUAAUAUUAUACAAAGCUUUACGUUUUAUUUUAUAUUUUACAACAAUCGUUGAACAGCCAAUUUUGAACAUUAUUGCCAAAAAAAUUGAUAAGCAUCAUUGGGAAAUAACAAAUAGUAAAAGCAGCCACGAUGACUAACAUUACUUUUAAAUUUUAAUAUUUUUAUUAUUGACAAGAAUUAUCGCCCCUCUGAAUCCAAUCACCUGAUUAAGUUGCUACGGCAUUUAAUUUUGCCGCGUUGCAGUUACAGAAAUUCCUUUACUUGUUUAGCAGCUUCUGAAGCGACCCAAAAAAUUCUUAGAUAACAAAUCGCAAGGACAAUCACUGGAAACGCGAAGAAAGAUAUAAAACAAAAUGCUUAUGUUCCUUUUUGUCUCAAAAUUAUGUUAAGUCCACUGUUAGGAUCAUAAUCAUAUUUUCUCCAAAUUUCGAAGAAGGGCAAGAGGGAUAUUAUAAAAAAAAAUAAAAAAAAUCAAACUACGCAAGAAUUAUCUGAAGUACUAGAUAUUUCGUUCUGUAUUUCAAAUGAUAAUUAUUUAUAAUCAUCGUUGAGCAGCAGACUCAAUUUCCCGCUAACUCGCAUCUGAGUUACACGGUGAGGAAACCCAUGAAAACCUCUAACGGUUAACCUGACUUUAACCCAUGAUACGUCUACCACUGAGGCUAUUUUAUGUCAGCACUGUAGUCGGUACGAGCCAGGUGGAGAAUUGGUAUCGACCAGUCAUUGCUGGGAUUCGAGCCUGGGUCACCUAAUUCUAAUUGAGAGGUGAGGGCUCAAUCCUCUGACCCACCACGGAUCCAAUGCAUUAUUUUCAUGAUACAUCCUGUCUUAUAAGGAGAAAACAAAUAAUUUUUUCUGUAAGUCUUUUAUUCUUUUUAAAUCCAUGUACUGUCUUGCAAUUACGUAGUGACUCUUCAUUCUAAUUGAAAAUUCCAAUUGAACCUCACUGAGGGGUAAACUAGUGAUGGACUGAUAUCAUGUGUUUUAAUGGAUACACAGAAUAGUUAGAAAAGGUAUAUUCUAUGUUUAAAUUAGGAAUUAAUAUUCCAUUUUUGAGAUAAACUUAACUUCAAAAAAUAAAAAAAGUAUUUCAUCCAGCAAGCAAAGGAAAAGAAAAAUUAAAUCUAGCAAAAACUUGUUUUUCCUAUUCUAAAAUGAUUGUAAAAAAGGCACACCAUUAGAUAGUUGAAUUUAAGUUCAAAAUUGACUAAUAGCAACUUUUUUCUUCUAAAUUUUACAUUUAAAACAACGAUAAUGUAGCUUAGUAUUAGAUAGAAGCUUAUUUAUGCAAAAAAAAACUUUAUUGUUUUGAUUUUUUUAACAAAAAGUAUUCUCAUGUAAGGUUUGCAAAUUUUAGAAAAUCAGAUAUGUUUUCAGGUUUAUGUAUUUACAUGUAAAUUUUGUCCAUAUUUUAGGUUAUACAAAGGAAAAUGAAUACUACAUUUGUCGGCAGCAUUCUGUUUCUUUUCUUAAACAAAUCACUGACAAAUGAGACUUUGGACAUAAAUAAUGAGCAUGACAGUUCUGAGAUGGAACGGAAGCGAAGAAUUGCACAAAUAGCGUUUCUUAUUAUUUCAUGCAUAGGAAUUUUUGGAAAUUCGGUAUCAAUACUUGCUAUGGCAUCAUACAAGAAACUACGAAGUCCAACAACGACAUUUGUCAUAACCCUCUGCAUUGCUGAUGGUCUUUUUUGUGUCAUCACCUUUAUUAAUUACACCAUGCCUGAGUGGAACCAUAAUCACUACUUUUGCGUUUUGAUUACAGCAGCCAAAGCAUUAGUCGGUACCGAGACAGUGUUUCUACUAGUAGCAAUUACAAUCAACAGAUAUAUGUGUGUUUAUUACCCAAAACGGUACCGCUCGAUGUACAGAUCAAAAUACGUAGCUGGUCAGAUAACCUUUACGUGGAUGUGUGCUUUAACCUUCACCAUUUUGCCAUUCUUUGGAUAUUUUGGGAGAUAUGGAUAUCAUCCAAAAAGCGGACUUUGUAUCCUUUUGCGACCAAACUCGAAUUCGGCCAAAAUUUCUUUUUUCACAACCUUUUUUGCGCUUCCAAUUACUGUCUUUGCGAUUUGUUACUCAAGAAUUUACUGGUCCACUUAUAAGUUAUCCAAGCAAUUAAGAAGUUUUGACGUUUCAGUGAAUCCAGCCUGUGACGGAUCUUCAAAUCACGUUGAUGCUGAAGAGAUGAAAAUUUUGAAAGUGAUGUUUACCAUUUCGAUUAGUUUCGUGAUUUGCUUUCUUCCAAUGGGACUUGUCAAGUUGUUUGACAAUAAAGCAAACAUCCCUGCGCUUACUGCUCUAUCAUACUUGGGUAUCAACCUAUCAAACGUGAUUAAUCCUAUAAUAUACGUUUUGAUGGGUGCUGAAUACAGGAAGGCAUAUUUAGAACUAUUUUCCUGCAAACGAAUUCAGCAGCGGCUGUCGACUACUUCCGGUUCAAAUAUAAGAGCUUAAUUUUGGUACAAAUUUUAUUCCAUUUUUACCUUAUCUGUAAAAACAAUGAAUUUUCAAUUAUUAACAAAAAUACUAUUAAUGUACAAUUUUUUAUUUUAAUGCAACAGAAUUAUGAAUGUAAUUUACUUAUUUUUAAAACUGUAGUUGUUUGCGUGUCUUAUUGACUUUUAUAUAUUACUCAAUCAUUCCAUAUUUUACGAUAUUUAAAAUUAUUUUCAAUUAAUGACAUCUAUUUGAGAUAUAUAUGUUAGAAAGAUAUUGAGAAAAAAAACAUUGUGUUAUUCUCUAUUAAUGUACAAUUUUUUAUAAUUUAAUGUAACAGAAAUUUUAUGAAUGCAAUUUACAUAUUUUUUAAACUGUAGUUGUUUGCGUGUCUUAUUGAAUUUUAUAUAUUACUCUAUCAUUCCAUAUUUUAAGAUAUUUGAAGUUCUUUUCAAUUAAUGAUAUCUCCUUGAGAUACGUGUUAGAAAGAUAUUGAGAAAAAGAAAGUUUUGUGUUAUUCUCUAUCAAUGUCCAAUUUUUUAUAAUUUAAUGUAACAGAAAUGUUAUGAAUGUAAUUUACAUACUCUUUAAACUGUAGUUGUCUGCGUGUCUUAUUAAAUUUUAUAUAUUACUCUACCAUUCCAUAUUUUACGAUAUUUGAAAUUCUUUUCAAUUAAUGAUAUCUCUUUGAGAUACCUGUUAGAAAGAUAGUGAGAAAAGAGAAGCUUCGUGUUAUUCUCUUUGCAAUAUAUUAAUAAAUAAUUAAAAAUAAUAA
Parasteatoda tepidariorum (common house spider) is the source of this 6222-nucleotide messenger RNA. Lineage: Eukaryota; Metazoa; Arthropoda; Arachnida; Araneae; Theridiidae. The record is from RefSeq and is a predicted model, not a curated record.